GGUUGGUAUCGACUUUCAUUGACUAGGUCGGUGCGACAGCCUUUAUACAAUCUGUGACUCCAUUAACCCCCGUUGCUAUUGUGAGUAGUCUCAGGAACGUGUCGUGUGUGCUACCCACAACACAACCGCACCAAUCUGGUAAUCAAAUCUGGAAGGACAACAUUGGAGGGAGACGGUUUCUCGAUAUACCACACGCAAUGUCAUCUAGCCAAAUAUUAUUAUCUUACAUCUGAGGUAUAAGGCGCAAAUGGUGAGACGAACGAAUUUCUUCAUCUUAUGUUGAGUUUGGACAACACAGAUCAAGGCCAUGGAUGGAUUUUCUUAAACAUUGAGUACGUUCAGGUUUUCUUCCCAGGAAAUUAUUCAAAAUAUUAUUGGCAUUUUACAAUGAUACACUUCGCAUCAGCUUCUAACUUUUGUACCCUUCCUCAGCGAUUUUCUAUCAAUUACCUUGUGACGUGCUAAGAACUUUGUGAAGAGACUUCAAAAGAGAGAAGACCGCUUACAUAUUUUUUUUUUAUUUGAUUCACGAUUUGCGUGGACUGUGAUUAUCUUAAUGUGAUAUACCAAGCAAAUAUAUUUUUAUCUCAACUUCAUGAAUCUUUCUUUGUUGGAGCACACAUUACGAUUUUAUCAUAAGAUUCAUAUGAAGAAAAUAAUUAAUAUUGAUAUUUUAGUCAUGUAAUAUGACUAAAAACUAUUUUAAAGAAAACAUGCUGCUAAUUCACAUCAUGAAGACUGAAAACUGUUUUAUCUACGGUGCAAGGGAUUAGAUUGAGUGAGGAUGGGGGAUCAUUCGGGCCUACCACCCUUGAACCACCGCCCUAGCUCCGGGGGUGGGUCGAUGAUGUUCAGCAGGUAUCAGCCGUCGGUGUUUGGAGCGGGUGACCAUGGGGAUGCUUUCUCAAUCAUCGGACAUGACUUAUUCUCCGCUCCAGAAUUGCCUGAAAUCAUUGAUUUGUUGACCCGAGGGGUACCGAGCCGGUUAACCCUAGCCGAUAUGAUAGGAGCAUGUCGGACUACUGUGAAUGAUAUAGAGAGAUUACCUGCUAUACACCCUUCUGUUAUGAGCUCUCGGGGGGAGCAGCAAACCCGGUACAUGACAUUCGUAUCUACCCCACCCAUAGAGAGAAGACCACCAAGAGGAAGACCUAAGUUUCCACGCAAGCCCUUAGGCCCACAAGAAUGCUAUAAAUGCCAACUCAAAACUGACCACGCAAGCUGUGAAAAGCACAAGUAUCUGAGAAUCGGAGGAGGAUAUCGUCAUAGCUAUGCAUACAUCAGUCAAAUCAUGGAUGUUAUUGAGAAGGAGCAUUUUGCCGUAGCUCGGGAAGACUUCUUGAAAAAUGAAAAGAUAAAAGAAGAGGCGAGAAAACUAGAGGAAAGUCGAAACACAGUGAAGCGUCGAAUUAAGCUUUAUCUCCGAACCAAAAGCGGCAACGUCAUCACCCGAUACCAGUUCGUGAACGAGGACGACUACCAUGAAAUGAAAGAGAACAAGUCGGCAGCUAAGAAGAUGUUAGGGCUAAACGAUGACGAGUCACUCGAGGAGUUCGUUACAUCUAAACAAGGUUACGUACAAGAUAAGCACGGAGAGAUGGUGAAAGCGAAAAAGAAGAAAAAUAAGAAGAAAAAGAAACACAGAGAUGGGAACGAAGAGGAAAGUGACGACGAAUCUGAUGAAGAUUGGGAAGACGAUGGAGGUCGUCGUCGUCGUCAUGGUCGUAAGAAGGGUCAUCAUUCAAAGCGACAUCGAAAGCACAAAGGGCGAAGGAGACACGGUGACGCUAGUGACGAUGAAAGCAUAGCCGAGAGUGGAGUCGGUCCAAGCAUAUACGAUGGCGAGGCUGGCGGAAAAUCCCGACGUCAUCAUCGUCGCCAUCAUUCCGGCGACGACGGUGAGGAAGACGAUGGUCAGUAUAUGUCAUCCGCAGAAUCAUACAUCAGUGACAAUGGAACUCUACAUCACAGAGAGAAGAAGAAAAAGAAGAAACAUAGGAGACAUGAUCGUGAUGACGACGGUGAUCGACAUCGCAGAAGACGGAGACGAGAUGACGAUUCGGUGGUCGAUGGUGAAAGCGCUGAGUCUGAUGAGAUGAGUGGGAAGGAAAAUGACAGGAGACAUCGUCGUAGACAUGGCGAUGGUAAGCGACAUCGCGGACGGAGAGGACGUCGGAAUUCCAGCGGUGAUUCUGAGGUAGACGAGGAUGACGGUUCACGACAUCGUCGGAAAGGACAUCGGCGGCGUCGUGGAAGACGUGGAGAAGAUGAUGACGAUGACGAAAUGGAUGAUGACAGGCAUGGAAGAGGAGGUCGACGAGGUUCGAGGGGGCGACACAGAAAAGGAAGCCGAAGACGAAAAUAUGGUUCGUCGGAUGAUUCCUCUGAGAGCGAUGACGGAUCCGAUGACGAUGAAGGUGGUGAUCGUAGAGGAAGAAGACGAGGUCGAAGAAAAAACUCGAAUGGUAACAACGAUGCUGUAUAUCAUGAUUCUGAUAAACACCACCGUCGUCGACGGCGUAGAUAUCGUAGCGAUGAUGACAGCGAUAACGAAAGUCGAGCUGAUGACGAUCGUCGAAGUCGUCGGCCCGGAUAUGAUGGUCGCCACGGUUCAAAAGGGAAACAUCGCGGACGACAUCGCAGAAGAAGUGCCGAUAGUGAUGAUGAAGAUGAUGAUGAUUAUGAUAAUGAUCGGCCAACUAGGCGCCGACACCGUAGAAGAAACAACAACGAUGACGACGACGAUGAUGACGAUAAUAAUUAUGAAGCAUACAGUAGACGAUCGGCAGGUCGAAAAAGCAAGAAGCACGGUGGAAGAAGAACCAAGGAGAGCAGUCGACGUGGCAGAAAGAGGAGAUCAAGUGAUGAAUCAGACAGUGAAUCGGAAUCAUCAGAUGAGUAUUCCAGUGAGUCGUCUGAUGAAAGUCGAAGCCCGCGCAGACGAGACAAAAAACGAGGGAAAGGAAAGAGAUCCGGGAAGAGAGGAAAAGAUAAAAAGGAAGGGAGCAAUGAGAGCGGUUCGUCAAGCUACGAUAGUUCCUACGAUAGCUCUUACGAUUCAUCAAGUUCCGGUAGUAGUUAUGACUCGGAUGACUCGAGUUCAGCAAGCUCGAGUAGUGACAGCUCAGCCUCCAUCACCAGUGAUUCGUCCGAGGUCAGCGAGGCUAGCGAAGUCAGCAGCGUCGAGAUAUCCGAUGUCGACAGUGAACUCCAGGGAGAGGAGAGAGCGAGAGCUAUCAAAAAGAAGAAACAGGAACGAAAAGAGGACAAGGCGGCGGAGAAGCAACUCAAGAAAUAUCAGGAACGAAAGAAAGAACGAGAGGGAAAGAGGGAGAAUAACAGAAAGAAGAGGGAGGAGAAAGUAGAGAAGAAGAAGGAGAAAAAGGAGAAGAAGCAUCAGGAAAGGGAAGAUCGACGAGAAGUGAAGCGAGAUAGAGGGAAGAGGAAACUUGGCAGAAAGGAAAAAGGUAGUUCGAGUGAAGAGGAGACAGAUUCGGAUGAUGGGACAAGCAAAAAGAAAGAUCGAAAGAGCCGUCGAGAUAAGAAAAGGGAGCGUCCUGUCAGUGCAGUAAGCACUAUUGGUACAGUUCAGAGCGAUGAAAUAUCUGUGAUAGACAGUGCCCUCAGCGAUGGGGCGAGAAGGAGACUGAAAGCACAGAAGAAGGAAAAAAUAAAGCAGAAGAAAACAGAGAAGAAACAACAAGCAAAGAAUGAACAAAGGGAAAGAGAGAGCAAACAGAAGAAAAAAGAGAAGGAGAAAAAGAGAAUAAAGCGAGAGAUUGACCGAGAAAUGGAUCGGAUGAGUUCAGCCAGCAUAGUAAGCAGUGUUCACAGCAGUGAUCUCUCUCUAGAUGAGGAGGAUAAAGAUCUUGAUGAAGAAUCAAGGAAGAAGAAGAAAGCAAGCUUGAAAAAGAAGCUAUCAAAGGCCAAACAGAAGUCUAAGAAUUUUAUGAAAGCGGUGUCAAAGGUCAUGGAAAAGAGAAAGCGAGAAGGCCGCGAUGACCCGCUAUCGUCGGACGAUGGGAGGUCACUUAGGGGCGUGACCUUCGCCGAUGGGAAAGAGUUCAGAAGUAUGGUGGAUUACGCCAAAGGAAGCAAGCGAGGCCUGACUGAUAAGAUUGAGAAGAACGACGGGCGUGGCGCGGACUGGAGGACGGAAUGGAAGUUACUGCAAGAGAAACAGAAAAGGGAAGAAGAGAUGAAACUCAAGAAGGCAGGAGAAAAAGCUAAUGAGGAUCCCCUUGCUGAAUAUCGGAACAUCAUCAAAGCCGAACGCGAUGCCCGGAUGGACAAGGUGUCUAAACUCAAGCUCUUCAUUAACCGCAACCUCGGCAUCCUCAAGGGAGGCAAUGUCCGAGUCAAGAACGAUGGCACCAUCGCGGCCGAUGAUGACUCCGACGCGGAGACUAUCGAGGUCGACGAUGAGGGUAACAUGAUGACGGUGCCGACUGCGUUGCGGUACGAAGAUUCGGAUCUCAAAGAAUGGAUCACCGAUAUGGAUAUGUCGAGGGGCACUACACCCGUUGUACCGAGUGAUGAUGAAAUCGAAGCUGUUGGGGUGCGCCGAGUUCUAAAAGAGUUCCGCAGGCACCCUAAUGAGAUGAAUACCCAUCUUCAGCGUGUAUUAGAGACAGCUUCAGAGCUCAAGGCUGACGAACAGAACAGACCAGCACUACGCAGCCAAAGCGCAAGGGCCGUAGAUGAAAGAGAAACCACAAUCGACUACAUGAACCAUUAUCGUUUGGUGGAGAAGUCGAAGCUUGAUCCCAUGGCGAGGUCAUUCACCGUUGAAGACAAAGAUAGAACAUGCGUAUUAACACUGGAUGCAAUGAGAGAAGCCUUGAAUGGUGUACCUAGUUUAAGCAGUCUGAAAACAAAACAACUGGAAUACGUUCUCAAGGUUCUUGACCUCGACGAUCAUUCACGCAUUACAUUCAAAAUGUUUGCGGUGAUUGGAGCAAUAUGUGAACGGAUGACUGCAAUGGAUGCUAUUGGACAAGCUCUGAUUGACCAGAGUGAUUUACUCGAUAUCCAGCGAAAGAUGGACCUGUACAGUUCCAUGUUCUACUGCAAUGUCAGCUCGUCGAGGGAUGAUAAUUACGUAACAGUUGAGACUCUACGGAUCGAGCUUAAAGCAGGGGGUCUUAAUCGCACCCAAGAAGAAUACAUCAUCAGUAAGAUGAACCCAAGUGAAUACAAUACGGUAUCUUUCUUGGAUUACAUGGCCUACAUUCCUCUCUUUCUCUCAAUGCAUGAUAACAUCAUCGACAACCCGUUCGACUUCGCUGAGAAAUACAACAAACCAUCCGCCGAAGUCCAGCGAGAUAUGAAUCCGAUAGGCUUGCCACUGAAUCGUACCUACCACGUACUCCAUCAGAGCAUGUCAUCACGUGGUCUGCCGUCAUCAGCCAUGAGGAAAGCCUUACUCAGUCGGACCAGUACAAAGUUACCGAAUAUCAUCAGCAAGAUGUCAGGUAUCAAAAUCCGUCCUCAGCCACCAAACUCUGCCUCAAGAGUCCAAAAACCAUGAACGUGAUGAUCCUGACAAAAUUAUAUUCAACAAAAUAAGGUUUGAUGACUCUUGGAAUAUU
Molecule: messenger RNA, 5591 nt
Organism: Strongylocentrotus purpuratus (purple sea urchin)
Lineage: Eukaryota; Metazoa; Echinodermata; Echinoidea; Camarodonta; Strongylocentrotidae
Product: trichohyalin
Exons: 32
Coding region: 785-5530 (1581 amino acids)
Source: RefSeq, a predicted model, not a curated record